ACGGCUGCGGGUUUGACAGCGAAAGCUGAUCAUUGUUUUCCUGCGAAUCUGGCACAUUGACUGACCCCACCGCCUCGGCCAGCUACGACGAUGAGGACGGCAGUAGUGUGCGUUGUGUUGGUGGUGCUGGUGGCGACCGACGCCGCUAGCUACUACAAGAGGCAUCGGCACCAGCAAGGCUCCAACUAUGCAGACUCUAUCGGUCGGGAGGCCUGGGACAUGCAGCACCAAUGGAACACAGAUGAUGAGGACCUGACCAGGGACACCUGGCAGCCUGAGAUUGCUGUGGACAAUGCUGAUGCAAACUUUGUUCAGGAGGACCCAUGCCGCUGGGUGAAGUGUGGCCGACAUAAAGUGUGUAUGCCCAGUUCGGACGGGUCUGUGGAGUGUAUCAGCAAGAAGAAGCUGGGCAACGGGAAGAAGACGUGGUCCAAGUACCAGGAGAAGAAGGACAGGUAUGGCUGCACCCCGUGCCCUGUUGUGCGCCCGGAGCCUGUCUGUGGCACUGAUGGUGUCACUUACUCCUCACAGUGUAAGCUCAUGUAUCAGGCCUGUGUAUCUGGCAAGGAUAUCCAAGAGGAGUGCACUGGCAAAUGCCCCUGCAAGCCUCAGAUCCCAGAUUUGUUUUCUGUAACUAAAUCCCAAGAGCUGACCACUGACCCCAAAGCCCAAGCUAGCUUGAUGUCUAACAAAAAGUCAUUAUAUAACAGGUCCCCUCAUAACCUUUUCUCUAAGCAGUCUUACUACAAGCAUUUAUCUGCCAAGUAUGCCCCAGGUAGUUACUACCCUUAUGGAGGCAAGUCUGGAACUAACUUUAAGUCAAAAUCUAAGUACGGUAGCUACUGGUCAAAACCAUUAAUCACCAAAAAAGUAGUGUUAGAGAAACUGUAUAAACCAAAGUAUGGACAUUUCCAGAAAGAUACAAUUAAGAAGGAAAGCUAUACCAAGAAUCUCCCGAAAGAUAAGGCUGUUGAUGUACAAAAGUUUGCUGUUGAGGAUGAUUCUAAGAAUGAAGUAAGUUAUAGCAACCCCAUGAAUAUAGAGAGAAACAUUCCCAAUUCGAUUUCAUCCUUCCCAUCAGACUCUCAACAGCACAGCCAUCUCAAAGCAGGUGCUCUUAAACACAGUAGAAAAUCUCAGACCACAAUGUCCAACAGAAUCAUAGAAAACUCACAUGUUACAGAGAAUGAUGGAAUACAAAGGCAUGUCUCAUUCAAGUUUGAGGAACAAAAGCCUGAUAGUGCAAUAAAACCAAAUUUGUUCAUCUCCAAACAAGACAAGAAAUACAUUCUCCACAAAAUGGUGGAAAGGAUAGAAGACGUCAGCAUGGAUCCAUUGUCAUCCUCUGGUGAACAAAAAACAGAAAGUCUUACAGAGAAAAAGCCUGUUAUGAUUGAAUCAAAGUAUCCUGAAGGAAAAAUGGUUGGUGGUAUUGAAGACGUAACUUCUGACACAAACUAUGCAGACGUGGAAGGGUAUAAAAUACCAACAGGGAAAUCAGAUGGUGUUGUCUAUGCUUAUGUCAAGUUUCCUACACAUCAUUCUAAUAAGAUAGACUUCAGUAUAGAGAAGAAAGAUUUUAGUGCCUUUCCAGUCAGCUAUCCUAAGGUAACAACACUCCAAAGAGACAAUUUUGAAGGUUUAGAAACUGACAAAUCAGUCCAUAAGGAGCUUGUCCCAGUAGUGGAAGAGAAGCCAGAGGAGGAUGUAAUAGUAAACUUGGAGAACAUUGCUGUGCCCUCACUAACAGUUCAAGCUGCCCCCAACCUCCCCCCUGCAGAGAGGAGUGAGAUCAUCACGCCUGAUGAGGUACAGUUCCAGGCACCGCUAGAGGACCAGAUCCCCCUGGACCCAGGACUAGAGGGGGAGGAGGAUGAAGAAGAAGAGGGGGAGGAGCUCGAUGGCAAAGUCUGCUCCACUGAGGAACUAGAGGACAUGGGGAACCGCCUGCUGGAGUGGUUUAAAGUCCUCAGGAAGAACGAGGAGAAGGAAAAGCCUGACACCAACAAGAAUGUACAGAUAUGCUAUGAGCCAGCUGUGGGCUGGAUGUUCAGCAAGCUGGAUGUGAACUUCGACCUCUUCCUGAGCAAGAAGGAGCUGUCACUCAUAGAGUACGAUGAGUACGAGCACUGCAUCACUCCCUUCAUCGACAGGUGUGACCGCAUCAAGGACGGCAUCCUGUCAGCAAAUGAGUGGUGCUCUUGUUUCGAGGAAGCCAAGCCACCAUGCUUUGCUGAACUGGACAAGGUUCCUUUGGCAGAAGUGAACGGACAACGGAAGUUCCUGCUUGGUGCAUACAUCCCUCGGUGUUCUGAGGAUGGAUACUACAUGACGGAGCAGUGCAAUGGCCCCUACUGCUGGUGUGUGGACAAACAUGGUCAUGAACUAGAGGACACACGGACUCGUGGACAUGCUGUCUGCGAUGCAAUUGGAGCUGACAUUCCCCUAGACAAGAAGGCUGCUGAUGAAGAGGAAGUAGUAGAGGAGGAGGAGGAUGAUGAGAUGCCUGAGGAGGAGGAGGAGCCAGAGGAGGAUGGGGGUUUUGAGGAAACCACUGAUGAUGAGGACUACACUGAUGCCUCUGGAGAUGACUAUGAAGAGGAGGAAAUCGAACCUUAAACACCCCUACUUCCUUAAGAGGCUCUUUUGGCAAAUACAUGUAUUACAUGACCCAUGUUUAUGCAAAUUGAAAGUAUAGAUACUCAAGUCACAGUUAUGAGUAGGUCAGAAAAACCUUGAAUGAGGAACAACAAAUUGUUCAAUUCAAAUGAAUGCAUAAUACAAAUUGUAGGUUCCUGUCGGUGCCAGGAUGUAAUAUUGUUCUGUAGUCUUCAGACUUCACUUAUAUUUCAUUAUAAUGAUAAAUAAAGGGGUUAUAUUAGAUUGAAGCAUUUCACAAAUUGGGACAAAAGCCUGUGAGUUCCUGUACAUACACAAUGUACAAGUUGUGGGAGGUGCUGAAUUUGUAUAGGGGUUACAAAGUUCAACUUUUGCAAGGAAAUGUCAUUUUGUAUAGAAAUGAGCUGUAACGUUGUAGAAUUUGAUUCCAGAACACAUGAAAAAAAUGUUGUAGAUGAUAAUUCUUCAAUGGUUAUAUCUGGCAUAGGAAUGUCUGUGUUUGAUGAUCACGUAGUAAUAACAUUACUUAGGUUAUCUUUAAGCAAAGUAUAUGAAAUAUCUAGCACUCAAGUCUUGGGAUUAUGCAACAUGCAACUGUGGAUUAUGUAGAUUUUGCAUCCACAAGCUCCCACAUCUACGCACAUAGCAAACUGUGUUCUAGUAAGAAAUAUCAGAUUUUAGAUUAUGAGACAAUAAGCUGCACUAUCAAGUAGUUUUCAUGUAACAAAGGCUUACAUGUAUACCUAAUGUGAUACUAAGCAAUUUGGUGUGGAAGGAUGUACACAUGUAUGUUUUGAAUGUGGUAACCAUUUACAAAAAUGGUUUAUUUAACUGAAAAAAAUCAAGAGUUGAACAUAAUUUUAGACAUUUAUACAUAGAUUGCAUAGACUGUUGUUGACUCUAAUAACUUUUUGAUAGCUGUUUAGCAGUAACUGCUACUAUUAUUUACCCACCGGUGUGGCAUAGAUUGAAGUAUGAUUGUUAAAAGAGAGACAUUGUAAGCAGUAACAGAUAAAUCCAACAAUACAGCAGCGCACCGUCUUUGAAGAUUGGAACUGCAGUCAACUGACGAUCAUGUAACUGACAGUGUCAAGAUUAUUAUGAAUGAUAUUAUAAUAGCAUUUGUGCCCUAGGCACUGAUUGGUUGAUCCUAUCAAAAGCAAACUUGCUCCAGACCACAGGUCCACAAGUGGAAGUAUUUUACUAUAUGAAAUGUUGUGUUGGUUUUGUUUGUUCCUGUUUGUCAGGUAUUUCAUAAUGAAUGAGAAUGUCUUACACCCUUUGGUCUUUGUGUGGUGUUUUAAUCAGAGUUGUUCAAUUAAAGAUUAAGGUGAUCACA
Messenger RNA from Branchiostoma floridae (Florida lancelet), 3958 nucleotides. Its product is annotated as testican-2-like. The record is from RefSeq and is a predicted model, not a curated record. NCBI's taxonomy places the organism in Eukaryota, Metazoa, Chordata, Leptocardii, Amphioxiformes, Branchiostomatidae. Gene Ontology annotation, molecular function: calcium ion binding; protein binding. The transcript has 12 exons. Bases 91 to 2619 code for a protein of 842 amino acids.